This is a messenger RNA of Osmerus eperlanus (European smelt), 1418 nucleotides long. RefSeq lists its product as uncharacterized. NCBI's taxonomy places the organism in Eukaryota, Metazoa, Chordata, Actinopteri, Osmeriformes, Osmeridae. The record is from RefSeq and is a predicted model, not a curated record. The coding region runs from base 60 to 668 and encodes 202 amino acids. The transcript is spliced from 4 exons.
GACUGUUGCGCACAGUAGGCUACUGGCAGCAUCAUACAUUUAAGUAAUUCAAGACUUGCAUGUACAGAGAGGUAUCCAUGGACUACAAUAGUCCCGAGUUUGUACCUUCUGUCUUUUCCUACUCUACCAAGUGUGAAAUAAGCGGCAAUACAAAACUUGAGAGAUUUAAGAGGAAAAGAAAGAGGGAAGAAACCACCCACAGACCACCAGAUGAUGUACAGCAGUCCAAAGAAGCUAGUGAUGAGGUUGCAUCAGAAUCUUCAGGAGCUUGCCUGUCGUCAGAUGACUGCAGAAUGGAGCCUGGUGCUGGUCCUUGCACUGAAGCCACCGUGCCAAAGGCUCUCCACGAUGAUCUGAAACACAAGUACAGCCAACUUUCUACAGAAUGUGUCAACCUGCGUUUGGAGAUCGACAAACUGAAAUCUGAGAAUGAGGAACUAAAGGCAACACUCAUAAAUACACAAUUUUCCUUUAGCUCUAUCAAGAGUAAAGCAGUGCAGGUUCUGUUUUUCACAGGUCUGACCAGUGUCUUAUUUGAGUGGUUGAUUCACAAACUUAAAGACAGUGUAGAGGUUGUGCAUAGCUCUAUGAGCCUGCAGGAUCAUCUAUUAAUCAUCCUAAUGAAACUACGAUUAGGGCUCUGCAACAAGGAUUGCUUUCAGAUUUAAUGUCACAGAAUGGGAAAUCUCAAAAAUAUUGAGAAGUUGGCUCCCUGUUAUGUCUGCGACUUUAAAGCCUCUCAUAAAGUGGCCAAGCAAGCAUGCAGUAUUAAAGAAUAUGCCAAAAUGUUUUAAACCUAAAUAUAAACGUUGCAGGUGCAUUAUUGACUGUACAGAGAUUUUUAUCAACAGACCCACAAAUUUAACCUCCAGAGCCCAGACGUACUCGACUUAUAAAAGCCACAACACUGUUAAAUAUUUGGUUGGCAUGUCACCUUCAGGAGCCAUUUAUUUUCUGUCGGCAGGUUGGGGUGGGCGAGUUUCAGAUAAACAAAUUACAGCCGAGUCUGGAUUUUAUGACCUUGUAGAGCAUAAUGAUGAGAUAUUAGCAGAUCGUGGUUUUACCAUCAGAGGAGCUUGCCACACGUGGUGCCACCCUUCGGAUCCCUAACUUUACAAAAGGAAAAAAGCAGCUCUCUGCUUACGAAGUAGACAUAUCUAGGCGUUUGUCUAAUGUCAGAAUACACGUCGAAAGAAUAAUAGGUAGAUGGAAAUUUUUUAAAAUUUUGACUACUGUUAUUCCACUUACACAGGUUGACCUCUUAGAUGACGUUGUGAUUGUGUGUGGAGCAUUAACCAACCUUUGCAAAUGUGUAGUCCCAAGAAGAUAUCUUGAUUCAUUCUGUAAGUAACUGUUUAUUGUCAUAAACACAUUUAAUUUCACAUUCAAGUUUUUAAAUGUAAAAUACUAGUACUGUA